Messenger RNA from Caenorhabditis elegans, 730 nucleotides. NCBI's taxonomy places the organism in Eukaryota, Metazoa, Nematoda, Chromadorea, Rhabditida, Rhabditidae. The record is from the annotation of a RefSeq genome assembly.
AUGAGUUUGCAAAUGGAGCAACUCCACGAUGCCAUGAAUUACUGAGAUGUGCCUCGCCGCGGCUGCUUCAAUUUCUGGAGCUGUUAUUGCCGUUGCAUGCACUUCGGGUCAACGCGAAAACUCCAGAGCUGGCAAAGGAAAGUCUGGAAGAUCGAAACGCUCCAAGCGUGAUAAGAAAAACCAGAACUCGAAGAGACAGAAGAAGGCUCCAGCUGGUGGAGCUAAAGUAAACAAUUUUGAGAGAAUCCAAAGAAAACAUAAUAAUUAUUUUCGGCCGCCAACUCCUGCUUCUCAAUCAGCUCCUGCCAAGGGUGGUGCCGGUGCUGCAAAGUCUGCGACCUCGAAAGAAGGAUCUCAGAGAAUCAAAAAGUCGAAGGAACCUUCGGAGCGAGAGAAAGCACCAAAAGAGGACAAGAACGAGGGAUCUUCGAGAGCCAAAAAGGCUUCAAAGGAGAACCAGGAUGCUGAUAAGAAGCCUGAGGAAGAAGGAAAGACUCCGCCACCAGCCAACCGUGAUGAUGAAACUAAGGCGCCAGCUCCAGUCGAACCAUCACCAAAGCCUGAGGAAGAGGUCAAACCGGCAACCCCACCACCAACUACUACUCCGCCUGCACAACCAGACAACCAAGAAAACAUGGGAUCCGUGUACCUCGACAAUGGAAAGAAUUCGUAUGAUAACCAGAAGGCAAGCAACCCUACUGGUGGUAACAACAAUUCCGCUUAUCAAUGA